AUGGAUGCGAUCAUUUCAAGCGAGUUGACUGGAGGGCCACACAUCCCAAUACUUCCCCAGAAGGUAGUGGAUCGUAUUAUCGACUUUCUGUUGGACGACCAACAGUCACUCUGUGACUGCGCACUGACAUGUAGAGCAUGGUUUCCUCGCAGUCGCCAAAACCUGUAUGAUGGCAACAUGGAAAUAUUGAACCGACGGCGCUACGACUCUCUUGUGCCUACAACGAAGAUUAAGCACCUAGAACCGUUGGUCUCUAUACGCUCACUCACACUCAGAGGAUUGCGAUACCCCUUCUUCCCAGGCACGGAUCCUGGCGAGCCUCGCUGGAUCCAUUUGUUCUCACUAACUCUGGGCGAACUAUUUUCCGGCGUGGUUGAACUGACGAUAGCAAAGUGGACCACACAGAACCUGCGUCCGAGUGAGCACGAGGUUGGCUUCCCAUGCUUCAGCCACAUCCACACCCUUCGGCUUCAUGAUUGCGAUUUCCGGUCAUCCCGUGAACUCGAGCGCCUCCUUGCCUCAUUCACCUGUCUCGGUACCCUCAUAAUUAAGCAGGUCGACUACGGAAGUGGGCCUCGUGAGAACGACCUGGAAACGACCUGGCAUGAUAAAGGCCCUCGACUCUGCUGCUUAGGUGUGGCCACUUCUGAUGCGCAUCUGUUAGACUGGCUACGUAGAUGCCCGUUCACCACCUCAUUACGCGACCUGUCGUUGGACACAAGCGUCAGUUCCGUGUGGGAUGCAUCGUCGCGGAUGGUCCAGGCGCUGGGGCCCACUCUAGAAGUCCUGCGUGUGACGGAUUCUUCUAUGGAUUUUAAUUUAUCUGCCGAACAAAUCGAUCUCUCACGUUGCUCGAGCUUGCGCACGUUGAAGGUGACAUUCCGUAUGUCUCGACUUAAACAGGACAUGCUUCGCACGCAAAUUCCGACACUCCUUGAGCGAAUUCCGGCCACCAGCCGUCUGCAAACGCUACAGAUGGUUAUCAGCCUAGAGUCACUUAGAGUGAGUGAAGACCAGCAACACUAUGACUGGACAUACUGGAGGAAUGUCGAUCGGAUCCUAGCAAAGGAACAUUUUUGCAAGCUCAACACGGUGAACAUCCGUGUCAUAUACGACACCGAGAAGGACCGUGAAGACAUCGAAUCACUGGAACGGCAGAAGAACGCACUCUUCCCAGAGCUAUCACGUCAUGGCAAGAAUUUCCAGAUGGUUUUUAUAUUUAAUCCGCCCAUCUCAAUCACAGAUGCCACGUUUAAACUCAAGCCAAGAGCAGAUGGUAGCCAACGGUGGGUGUUGGAACCUGGCCACAUACCUAGCAACCUCGGUCAGCUGGGAGUUGUAAGAAGUAUAUGUAGAAAUAUGUAG
Messenger RNA from Sparassis crispa, 1365 nucleotides. RefSeq lists its product as hypothetical. NCBI's taxonomy places the organism in Eukaryota, Fungi, Basidiomycota, Agaricomycetes, Polyporales, Sparassidaceae. The transcript has 4 exons. Gene Ontology annotation, molecular function: protein binding. The coding region runs from base 1 to 1365 and encodes 454 amino acids. The record is from RefSeq and is a predicted model, not a curated record.